Molecule: messenger RNA, 1021 nt
Organism: Quercus robur (English oak)
Lineage: Eukaryota; Viridiplantae; Streptophyta; Magnoliopsida; Fagales; Fagaceae
Exons: 2
Coding region: 8-979 (323 amino acids)
Source: RefSeq, a predicted model, not a curated record
CCUAGGAAUGUCAACAAUGAAAGAGAACCGAGGAAAAGAGAUCGCAGGAGAGGGGAAACGUCCUGAGGGUCAAGCCCAGGAUCGUCCAACGGCUGGGGACAAAAGAAAGUUCUUGCCUAAGAACAUUGACCUGGAUGGGCUCCCCAGUCGAAGAGAUAAAAGGGUUAAACAAAGCUCGUCCAAGGUGGUCAAGUCCAAACCACCCUCGUCUCAGCCUGCCGUCCAAAUAGUUGAUGUGGACUCGUCCACUCCAGUUGAGUCCACCCCGUCCAAGACUCCUCCCAGAACUCCUGUGGCCAGAUCUACCAUGCCUGGCUCGUCCCAGCCUUCUAUGAAUAUUAUUGCAAAUGAAGACCUGGCUUGGGAACGGUUCCAGAUGGCCGUCAAGGACGAGGAUAUAAACAUGUGCUAUAACAUGGGCUUGAAGGAAUUUGAGCAUUCAGGCGUCCAUGACCUUUUCAAGGCCAUGUCGAAGUUUAUAGCAGCGUCUAGACAGGCAACGGAGCUGGACAAGACGAGAGUCUUGUUGGAGACGAGGAUUCAGGAGGUGAACGCUGACUGUAAGAAAUGGGCUGGGUUUGCUGAAAAAGCUAAGGACGAGGUCAAAGAGCAUAACAAGCUGAUUGAGGAGCUAAGGACGGAUGCAUUGGAGAAGGAGACGCGCAUUGAUCACUUACAACAGGUGAACAAUGAGUUGAAUGCUCGUCUUUCCAAGGCAAGAGAGGACGCUGUGGCUGAGUUCAAGUCGUCCAAAGAGUAUACAGACACUUUGGAUCGCAAUUAUGCAGCUGGUUUUGAAGAUUUCAGAAUGGACGCUGUUGAAAACUUUCCUGAAGUUGACUUCAGCACAAUCAAGCUUAACCUUGCUGCUGCCACAAGCUCUCUCCUCCAGACUGGCUCUGAUGAUGUCAACGUGGAAGACGACGCCAGCACUCAGCCUCCUCAGGACGAGCCUACAGUGAAUGCUCCCCCUUCUUAGGACGGGAUUUUAAACUUUGUAGCUUUGCUUUUUCUUUCUUCU